This is a messenger RNA of Dipodomys spectabilis (banner-tailed kangaroo rat), 3068 nucleotides long. It is a transcript of the gene Mlxipl, whose product is annotated as MLX interacting protein like. Gene Ontology annotation, molecular function: DNA-binding transcription factor activity, RNA polymerase II-specific; protein dimerization activity; RNA polymerase II cis-regulatory region sequence-specific DNA binding. Gene Ontology annotation, biological process: regulation of transcription by RNA polymerase II. The record is from RefSeq and is a predicted model, not a curated record. Gene Ontology annotation, cellular component: nucleus. Lineage: Eukaryota; Metazoa; Chordata; Mammalia; Rodentia; Heteromyidae. The transcript has 17 exons. Bases 26 to 2581 code for a protein of 851 amino acids.
UGCAGGCCGGGUGGCGGCAGCGGCCAUGGCCAGGGCGCUCGAAGGUCUGGCCUCGGGCUCGCAGGUCCCCCGGGUCGUCGCCAGCCCGGACUCGGACUCGGACACUGACUCGGAGGACCCGAGUCCCCGGCGCAGCGCGGGCGGUCUGCUCCGAUCGCAGGUCAUCCACAGCGGACACUUCAUGGUGUCGUCGCCGCACAGCGAUUCGCUGGCCCGGCGGCGCGACCAGGAGGGGCCCGCGGGGAUCGCCGACUUCGGGCCGCGCAGCAUCGACCCCACCCUCACCCGCCUCUUCGAGUGCAUGAGCCUGGCCUACAGUGGCAAGCUGGUCUCCCCCAAGUGGAAGAACUUCAAAGGCCUCAAGUUGCUGUGCAGGGAAAAGAUCCGCCUGAACAACGCCAUCUGGAGAGCCUGGUACAUCCAGUAUGUGGAGCGGAGGAGGAGCCCCGUGUGUGGCUUCGUGACUCCUCUGCAGGGGCCUGAGGCUGAUGAGCAUCGGAAACCCGAGGCCGUCGUCCUGGAAGGGAAUUACUGGAAGCGCCGCAUCGAGGUGGUGAUGCGCGAGUACCACAAGUGGCGCAUCUACUACAAGAAGCGGCUCCGUAAGUCCAGCAGGGAAGGGGAUCUCCUGGCCCCUAAACAGGCGGAAGCGGGGUGGCCCCCUCCAGAGCGAUGGUGCGAGCAGAUCUUCUCCAGCGUGGUGCCCGUGCUGCUGGGGGGCCCGGAGGAGGAGCCCGGUGGGCGGCAACUGCUGGAUCUCGACUGUUUCUUGUCCGACAUCUCUGACACGCUCUUCACCAUGACCCAGCCCAGCCCCUCAUCCCUGCAGCUGCCUCCUGAGGAUGCCUAUGUUGGCAAUGCUGACAUGAUCCAGCCAGACCUGACGCCCCUGCAGCCUAGCCUUGAUGACUUCAUGGACAGCUCAGAUUUCUUCAGCAACUAUCGUCCCCCCCAGACGCCCGUAUCUUCCAACUUCCCAGAGCCCCCCAGCUUCGGCCCCAUGGCUGACUCUCUCUUCAGCAGUGAGAUCCUGGGCCCAGAGGUGGCACCAGCAUCCUCCUCAGCCAUAAUUCCGCUCUCUGGACAGAAUCGCCUGCAGGCUCGGAGCAGCUGCCUUGUCCCUGUGGACCCCGGUGCCUUUCUGAACUCUGAUUUCCUCCUUCCUGAAGACUCCAAGCCCAAGCUCCCACCUCCUCCCCCACCUCCCACUCCUGUCCUGCCAUACCCUAGCCCUGCCAAAAGACCCCUGGAGCCCUGCACCCCACCCUCCUUCCCUGCCAUGGCUCCACCGCCAGCUAUGGUACCAGAAGAGACUGUCUUCUCUAGCAGGUUCCCCUUCCCCACAGGCCCUCCUGUCCUGGGAGUGUCCCCUGUGCCUGCUCCCCCGGCCUUCCUCCCCACCCCACAGCCUGGCCCCCGCCCCACCUCUGCCUCUUUCCCCAUAGACCAUCUCUCCUCGGGGUACCCAGAGUCUGCCUUUGGGUCUCCCCUCUCAGUGUCCCAGAGCAUGCAUAUCAGAGGCAAGCCCCCUGUCCCAUCCCCUAGGGGACAGAGAGCCAGCCCCCCCACCAUGACCUCUGCCACCACCAGCCCCAGUAACCCCUGCCUCACACAGCUGCUCAGGGCAGCCAAGCCUGAGCAGGCCCUGGAGCCACCACUCCUGCCCGCACCCCUUGGCGUAUCCCCGGGAUCACCGGAGACCAUCCCUGAAUUCCCUCAUGCCUUCUUUUCCCCAACGCUGGCCCCUGUACCACCCAGGCCGCCACCUAGCUCAGCCACGCUGGCCCCUCCCAGGUCCCUGGUUGUCCCCAAAGCAGAGCGACUGUCACCCCCAGCUCCCAGUGGCCGUGAGCGGCGGCUGUCGGAGGAGAACUCUGUCCCUGCACCUGGGCCACCAAGGGGCCGUGUCUCUCCCCCUCUACCCAUCCCAAGCCGGGGCCGUCAAGACAACAAUAAAACGGAGAGCCGAAGGAUCACGCAUAUCUCGGCCGAACAGAAACGGCGUUUCAAUAUCAAACUCGGCUUCGACACUCUGCAUGGGCUCGUGAGCACCCUCAGUGCCCAGCCCAGCCUCAAGGUGAGCAAGGCUACCACGCUACAGAAAACUGCAGAGUACAUCACCAUCCUGCAGCAGGAGCGGGCCUCCAUGCAGGAGGAGGCCCAGCAGCUCCGGGACGAGAUCGAGGAGCUCAAUGCCGCCAUCAACUUGUGUCAGCAGCAGCUGCCAGCCACGGGGGUGCCCAUCACACACCAGCGCUUUGACCACAUGCGACACAUGUUUGAUGACUACGUCCGGACCCGCACACUGCACAACUGGAAGUUCUGGGUGUUCAGCAUUCUCAUCCGACCGCUGUUUGAGUCCUUCAAUGGGAUGGUGUCCACUUCAAGCCUUCACAGCCUCCGCCAGACUUCGCUGGCCUGGCUGGACCAGUGCUGUUCCUUGCCAGCUCUCCGGCCAACUGUGCUGAACUCCCUCCGCCAGCUAAGCGUGUGCACCAGCAUCCUGACCGAUCCCAGCCGCAUGCCUGAGCAAGCCACAAGGGCUGUCACUGAGGGCACCUGGGGCAGACCACCACUAUAGUAUCAGCUAACCCUGCCUAGCUCCAGCAACAACUCCCAGGCCCUCCACUCCUGUCCCAGGCCCCUUUGCUGUAGUUCCAAGAGCUGCAUUCCUGUCCCUGGGAUACCAAUGAAACUUGGGGUGACUGACACUCUACCCCAUCUUUGGAAAUCCAUUUUUCACUUGGCAAAAUGGUGCUAAAGGAGGCUCACCCGACAUAGAGCUCUAAGGCCUUAGCUACUGUGACUGUAGGAACUUAAGCAGGCCAUCCAGAGAGUGUUGUUCUUACCUGGGGCCCUGAGCAGGGAGCAGGAAGGAGCCUUCUUUGCUCCUACACAGGUGACAUGGGGGCUGAAGGGUGGCUUCCUCUGAGCCGAGCAAGAGCGGUCUCAUAUUUGGUAAGACCAGAGCAGGGGCGGCUAGAGCGGUCAGGCAUCUUGUGUGUGUAUGGGUGUGUGUAUGUGUGGAUUUUGUACAGAUUUCUUGAACCAUAAAAGCAAAAACUAUG